UGGGGGUAAAUUUUGGGUAACAAUAUUCUUGAAACGAGUAUGUUGAUGUGGAAGAGAUUUCAGCUAUAAAGAUUUGAUUUUUUUGGUGUUUCUUUUCAUGGGAGUGUAAAUGGGUUCACUUGAAACUGGAUUGGCAUUGAAGAGGGAUCAUAAUUUGCAGCGUUCCUCUUCAUCGAGGAGCUCUAGCAGCAGUAAUAACAUUGGAUUUUCGGGGCAAAGGAGCAGAUCAAGAUUUGCAAGAGCUGUCCUUUUCAAGAAAAUGGAUUAUCUGCAGUUGAUUUGCUCCGUUGCUGUUUUCUUCUUCUUCGUUUUCUUCUUCCAGAUUUUCUUCUUGCCGGGCUCGGUGAUUGAAGAUGGGCAUAAUGGCCGUGAUUUGUUUGGGAGGAAUGUUGGAGCUGAUUCUGAGGGUUUUUCGUUUUUGAAAGGGUUGGAUUUUGGUGAAGAUUUGAAUUUUGAGCCUUUGAAUAUCAUUGAGAAGUUUCGGAAGGAAGGUGGUGUUGGGAAUGAGAGUGGAGUUGUGAGAUUUGGAUACAGAAAACCGAGGAUUGCUUUGGUUUUUGCUGAUCUAUGGGUUGAUCAGCAUCAAAUACUAAUGGCUACUGUUGCUACGGCUUUGAUGGAGAUUGGAUAUGAAAUUGAGGUAUUCACAAUGGAAAAUGGUCCAGCACGUGCUAUCUGGAGAAAUAUAAGUGUUACUGUCGGCACCGCUGACAAUAAUAUGAAGUUUGCUGUAGAUUGGCUGGACUAUGAUGCUGUUCUUGUGAAUUCUCUUAAUGCUGCAGGGUUCUUAUCUUGUCUUAUGCAGGAUCCUUUCAAACAUGUUCCUGUUGUAUGGACCAUCCAUGAACAAGCACUAGCAAACCGAUUAAGACAAUAUGUUUCGAGUGGCCAAAGUGAGCUGAUCGAUAUGUGGAGAAAAUACUUCAGCAGGGCCACUGUUGUUGUCUUCCCAAACUAUAUUCUGCUGAUAGCGUAUUCAAUGUGUGAUCCUGGAAAUUACUUUGUCAUUUCGGGCUCCCCUGAAGAAGCUUGGAGAGCUGAUACGCAAAGGGCUUUAGUAAAAGAGAAUUUACCACCGAAUGUGGAGUAUGAACCAGAUGAUUUUGUUGUUGCAGUUGUGGGGAGUCAAUUAUCAUACAGAGGAUUGUGGCUCGAGCAUGCGUUUGUCUUAAAGGCUUUAUACACGCUAUAUAAGGACUUUGGUGAUUCAAGCUCCCGUCUUAAAAUCAUAAUCUCAACUGGCGACUCCACUAGCAACUACAGUAGUAUCGUGGAGACCAUUGCCCUAAAAUUUGGAUUUCCAAAGGAUACGGUGAAGCAUGUUGCUAUGGACCAAAACAUAGACACUGUGAUAGACACAGCUGAUCUCGUAGUGUACGGAUCCUUCCUUAAAGAGCAUUCGUUCCCCGGUGUUUUGCUGAAAGCUAUGUGUUUCGAGAAACCUAUAGUAGCUCCAGAUCUACCUGCUACAAGGAAAUAUGUAAGUGACAAGGUAAAUGGAUACCUUUUUCCAAAGGACGAUAUGAGGGCUCUGAUACGUAUCUUGUUGCAAGUGGUUUCAAAUGGUAAACUCUCAGUUUCAGCUCAGAAUGUUGCAUCAAAUGGAAAACAUACAGCUAAAAACUUAAUGGUCUCGGGAAGUGUGGAUGGAUAUGCUUCACUAUUGGAGAACAUCCUUACGCUUCCAUCCGAAGUAGCUCUACCCCUGGCUGCCAAAAGCAUUCCCAACAAACUGAAAACUGAAUGGCAAUGGUCUCUUUUCGAAGCUAUUUUGGACAUCCAUUCUCCUAGCAAAGACACUGUGGAGUCUGUAGACAAGAUUGAGAAACUAUUUGAUCAUACGAACGGAGAGAACUCUGUGUCGUUGAUAUCACGGAAUGAAACAUUUUUGUAUUCCAUAUGGGAAGAGCAAAAGAACAUGGAUAUUGCUUACAUGAGAAAGAACAGAGAGGAUGCAGAGUUGAAGGAUAGGACAGAUCAGCCUCGAGGCAAAUGGGAUGAAAUAUAUCGAAGUGUCAGGAGGGUUGAACGUACGUUGCACGAAAGGGAUGAAGGAGAACUUGAAAGAACUGGCCAACCGCUAUGUAUUUACGAACCUUACUUUGGAGCUGGAACAUGGCCCUUCUUGCACCGCACUUCAUUAUAUAGAGGGAUUGGGCUGUCCACGAGAGGUAGAAGGCCUGGAGCUGAUGAUGUGGAUGGGCCUUCUCGUCUCUCUUUGUUGAAUAAUGCCUACUAUCGAGAUGUAUUAGGAGAAUAUGGAGCCUUCUUUGCAAUUGCUAACCGGAUUGACCGCAUUCAUAAGAAUGCUUGGAUAGGAUUUCAGUUCUGGAGAGCUACAGCACACAUGGUAUCUCUGUCCAAGACUGCUGAAAAGUCAUUGUUGGACGCUGUAGAAGCACGAAAGCAUGGAGACACUUUGUACUUCUGGGCCCGGCUCGACAAGGACCCUAGAAACCCAUUGAAACAGGAUUUUUGGUCAUUCUGCAAUGCUAUAAAUGCCGGGAAUUGCCAGUCUGUGUUCUUGGAGACUCUGAAACAGAUGUAUGGCAUAAAACAUAACUUGACUUCUUUACCCGUCAUGCCAUCGAGUGAUGGCACUUGGUCUGUCAUGCAUUCAUGGGCUCUUCCUACUAAGUCCUUCUUGGAGUUCGUCAUGUUUUCAAGAAUCUUUGUGGAUGCACUUGAUGCACAAUUCCACGAGGAUCACCAAAAGACCGAGCUCUGCUGUCUUGGUGUAUCGAAGGACAAGCACUGCUACUCUCGUUUGCUUGAAUUGCUCGUAAACGUUUGGGCAUACCAUAGUGCGAGAAGAAUGGUGUACGUAGACCCAGAGACGGGUUUUAUGCAGGAGCAGCACGGGCUGAAAAGCCGGAGGGGUCAGAUGUGGAUCAAGUGGUUUCAGUUCUCCACUCUUAAAGCCAUGGACGAGGACUUGGCCGAGGAAUCUGACACGGAUCGUUCAUACAGACGACGGCUGUGGCCAUCAACGGGUGAAAUAGUAUGGCAAGGUACCUAUGAGAAGGAGAGGAGUCGGAAAAACCGAGAGAAGGAGAAGAAGAGGCAACAGAGUGAGGCUAAGAGGGACCGGAGGAAUAGACGGGGCAGUCGUCAGAAACCGAUCGGAAAGUAUGUGAAGCCGGUGGCAGAGGCGACGAAAGCGAAUGCCACGGAUCUUGCUUUGAGGUAGCACUAAUAUGUUCAUACUAAUUAUUUUGGAGUAACCAUUGUUUCUAUUCUUUUAGGAUCAAGAUUUCUUCCCUUCCCCUUUUUAUUUGGUCAUUUUUUUUGUCAAUUGUAAAUGGUAGAUUAGUUUCUAAACUAUAACUACAUUUUAUGCAUCAACACUCCCCAUCUUGAAAAUUUGGUACUUCUUGUACCUUUAGAGAAAAAUUGAUAUUAAGUCCUAAUUUUGAAGAAUGAAUUCUGUUUA
Messenger RNA from Salvia hispanica, 3433 nucleotides. RefSeq lists its product as uncharacterized. NCBI's taxonomy places the organism in Eukaryota, Viridiplantae, Streptophyta, Magnoliopsida, Lamiales, Lamiaceae. The record is from RefSeq and is a predicted model, not a curated record. Gene Ontology annotation, molecular function: glycosyltransferase activity.